This is a messenger RNA of Temnothorax curvispinosus, 1313 nucleotides long. It is a transcript of the gene Snx16, whose product is annotated as sorting nexin-16. The record is from RefSeq and is a predicted model, not a curated record. Gene Ontology annotation, biological process: protein targeting to lysosome; endosome to lysosome transport; early endosome to late endosome transport. Bases 420 to 1166 code for a protein of 248 amino acids. Gene Ontology annotation, molecular function: phosphatidylinositol binding. NCBI's taxonomy places the organism in Eukaryota, Metazoa, Arthropoda, Insecta, Hymenoptera, Formicidae. The transcript is spliced from 5 exons. Gene Ontology annotation, cellular component: late endosome; early endosome; extrinsic component of endosome membrane.
ACACGACGGUCGGACGCCCGGAUGGUCGAUGGAAGAUACAUGGCAAUAUUAGCAUCUGAUCUGUAAUUGUGCUCGUUUCCCUCUCUCACUUCGGUUUCGGUGCACACAGUCUCAGCAUAGUUAAAAAAAGAAACAAAUCCCAAGACUCUCCUCCGAAGGUUUUUAACUUUACUGACCUUAUUCUCUCGAUCACGAAUCUCAAGUUCGUGAAUUGUUUGCAAACUUUCAAUAUGUCAAACAAACAUAAGGGAAGCUUGUCAAGGGAUUUGUUGACUAGGCGACUGGUAUAUUUAUAACAUGAUAAACGAUUGUGAUAUUUAUGGUUGUGUUAAAAUAAUAAAGAUGCAAUAAACAGAAUUGAGUGCUCCGUAUUACAUUUUGACGUGUCAAAAUAAUUAAGAGUUUUGUCCGAGUUAAAAAUGUCCAAUUCAGAGGCUGGUGUGGGAUGCAUUAGUGAGGUAACACUCGCAAUUAGCAAAGCAAGAAGUUCUCAGGCAGGCACCGUGAGAGUUCUUGAUAGCCCCGACUCCAAUGGAUCUGGCCAUUCAAAUUCAUUUACCGUACAGCGAUUUAAUUACACUAAUGAUAACAAUACCAAUUCGGAUAUUCUUCAGUCACCCCUUACCAGCGAUGACUUGAGAAUACCUAUUGUUGGUUAUGAAAUCAUGGAGGAAAGAGCUAGAUUUACAGUCUACAAACUUCGAGUUGAAUUGAAAAAUGGUGAUUGCUGGUUUGUGUUCCGGAGGUACACGGACUUUGUUCGAUUACUAGCUCAAUUGAAGAGGCAAAAAGUUCCUAUUGCUCAUUUGGCAUUACCGAGAAAGAAAUGGCUUGGUGACAAUUUUGCUCCAAGUUUUUUAGAAGAAAGGAUAUGUGGCCUUCAGACAUUUGUUAAUGGCAUAUUGAGUAGCCCGCUUCUCAUAGGCGUCUCAUGUGUAAGAGAAUUCUUUUGUUUGGAUGAGCCUCCCGUUUUAUCUGAUACAGCAGAGGAAUCUAGAGCAAUAUUUGAAGCACUGGAAGAUACGAUAUAUAAUUUGAGACAACAAUUAAGAGAACGCGAUGCGGCACUUUCAUCUGAAAAGACUAUAUGUAAUGAAUUCCGGAAAAAGCUUCAUCAGAUAUUAAGUGAAAGACAAACCUGUUCAAAAUGUGGUGCAACUCAAUAGUAAUUUUAUAUAUAGACUGGAUCAUAAUAUUUUAUAAGAGAUAAUAUUGGAUAAGAUCUGAUAGAGUUAAUCUGUACAAAUUUUAAAUCAAUACUGUUAUAAAAAAAUUCUAGAUGAUAUAGAAAAUAUUUUUUAUAUAUAAGAACU